Morus notabilis is the source of this 846-nucleotide messenger RNA. Its product is annotated as 1-aminocyclopropane-1-carboxylate oxidase homolog 1-like. The transcript is spliced from 2 exons. The annotation marks the transcript as partial. Lineage: Eukaryota; Viridiplantae; Streptophyta; Magnoliopsida; Rosales; Moraceae. The record is from RefSeq and is a predicted model, not a curated record.
ACAGAGACAUUCGAAGCGAAAUACGACAGAGCAAGCGAACUAAAAGCAUUCGAUGAAACCAAGGCUGGUGUUAAAGGACUUGUUGAUUCUGGUGUAACUGAGAUUCCUCGUAUUUUUCAUCACCCCUCAGAUAAUGACUUCGAGGAAAUCUACGUUUCAUCAGGAGAUUCCCAGUUCAGCAUUCCGGUCAUAGACCUCGGAGGACUAACUACCGAAGAUUCGGUUAAGAGAAAAGAAAUUGUUGAGAGAAUAAGAGAAGCGUCGGAGAACUGGGGGUUCUUCCAAACUGUCAACCAUGGAAUCCCGGAGAGUGUUCUUGAGGAGAUGAAAGACGGGAUUCGUCGUUUUCACGAGCAAGAAACCGAGAUGAAGAAGGUGUUUUACACACGAGAUCCGACGAAGCCGGUGGUUUAUAACAGCAACUUUGAUCUGUAUAGUGCACCUGCAGCCAAUUGGAGGGACACUUUUGCUCUUAUGUUUCACAAUAGUCCUCCAAAUCCUCAAGACUUGCCCAUAAUAUUGAGAGACAUACUUUUGGAGUACUCAAGGCAAGUGAGGAGAGUGGGGAUUUUACUUUUUGAGUUGCUCUCGGAGGCUAUAGGGCUGAAUCCAAACCACUUAAAUGGCAUAGACUGCGGUGAGGGGCUUGCGAUUUUAGGCCAUUACUACCCUGCUUGCCCGCAACCAGAACUAACCUUCGGCACAACCGUGCACGCGGAUGCUGACUUCAUCACAAUACUCCUACAAGAUCACAUUGGUGGUCUCCAAGUUCUGCAUCAGGGGAAGUGGAUUGACAUAGCCCCUGAGCCCGGGGCUCUAGUGGUUAACAUUGGAGAUCUUCUGCAG